Molecule: messenger RNA, 2153 nt
Organism: Carica papaya (papaya)
Lineage: Eukaryota; Viridiplantae; Streptophyta; Magnoliopsida; Brassicales; Caricaceae
Source: RefSeq, a predicted model, not a curated record
GUAAAUUUUCGAUCACUCCGCCAAUCUUCGUCUUCAACUUCAAAAUUUGACCUCUCUGUCUCUGCUCUGUCGAGUGCAAGAAGCUCUCCUGUGUUUUUUCUUUUCUUAAACCUUCUCUCUCUCUCUCUCUCCAACACAACCAAUUAAUGUUAUCCGAUUCCAAUUAAAUGCGCCAUCUCCAAUAUCUAAAUCCCUAAUUGAGGAAAUGAGAAAUUUAUACCAGUAGAGCUACUUUCAUCCUUCAGUCAAGUUUGAAAUGGCAACAUCGGCUUUUAGAUCGACGACAAGGAGAACGACAAUCGGGAAGUCGUCUACUUGCGUUGGUGAUUCGUCGUCCUCCAAUCGCAACUCCACUCACCGCCGUUCUCGGAGCCUGAGCCGCUUCUCCCGCCCGUUACCCGGGCAGGAUGCAGAUGGCUUCUCAGACGAGACACCGGCGCCGAGGGGAAGGUUCGUAAACACGAUGAGGGGGUCAGGAUUCCCGGAGAUCAGCCUCGAUGACCUCGCUAUUGAGCUAUUUGACUCGUUCUCUGGCGGCGGAGACCGGGGCCGCGAGGCUUUCAGGAAGUCCAGUGUCAGCCCCGGCGGUAUUGAAGGUGGUGUGACUGCGUCGCAGAGGAGGGGGCGGUCAGUUUCUAGGCAAGGCUCGAGAGGGGGUCUUGGCAAUGAUAGUGGUGGUGGGAAGGUACAUUCCGAAAGUAGUAAUUCGAGGAGGCGACGAUCGGUUUCUGUGGCGCGAUGUCAGAUUAGCGAUUCUGAGAGUGAUCUAGUUCAUUCACAGAAUCUGACCAACUAUGGUAAUCGGAGGAGUUCCAUUAUUGGAAACAGUCAAAUGUCCUUAUCAUAUUCGAGAGCAGCUUCAAAUCAUAGACCAGCAUUACGAAGGUCUUUCAGCCAAAAGGACUUAAAAUGCCAUGAUGGCUACUCUAGCCAGUCUUCAUCCCUGACUGAUGAUGAAGUGAAGGAUAUAAAUGCCAGUAAAAAUGGGAUUGAGAAAACAAUUCGAGCUGUUUACACGCAGAAGAAGUCCGAGCACCCUGCUGGAGAUAAUAUUAACGGUGGUUUGUAUGAAGCAAUGCGGAAAGAAGUUAGAUAUGCUGUCGAAAAAAUCAAGAUGGAACUUGAGCAAGCUAUGGCAAAAACAAAGGACACUGAGCUAGGGGAUAAUGGUUGCUCACUGGCCAAAACCUCUGAAGUUCUUCAGGCUGUUUCUACAAUCAGAAGGAACUAUGCAACAAAACUGGAGCAGUCAGAGAAGCGUAAACAAGACUUAUUAGCUGAGAUAUUGUUGGAGGAGCAGCAUGGUAGGGAGCUCUCUAAGGUUGUGAAAGAUUUACUUCCUGAUCCAAAGAACUCAGUUGUUGAAAAGCCACUGCGAGCCAGGAAGCGAAGUAAUGAUCGUAACAGAAUGUCCAAGCGCUUGACUGAGGAGGCAGAAAAAUAUAUUGAGGAUUUCAUUUCAAAUGUUGAAGAUACAGAUAUUUCUUCAUUGGAUGGGGAAAGAAGUGAUACAAGUUCAACAUUAGGAGGAAUGAUGAAGCCGGAAAUCCUUAAGAGUCCAACCAUGUCUAAGUCUGUUCCUGUUGAAAUGGAUGGAGUAGUACUACCUUGGUUGAAGUGGGAGACUUCUAAUGAUGCGUCUCCUCUGUCGUGCAAGAAUAAGAUGGAGCAAUUGGCAACUCCAAAAUCAAAGUUAUGGGAUGUAGCCCAGGGAGCGACUCCAAUACAAGACACUAGUAAUAGCAGCAGAGGGAGUUGGAGUCCAGGGGCUUGGACGGUUAUGCGAGAAGAUUCUGCAAGUAAAUUUGGAGAAUUCGGAAGUUGCGAAAGCCAGCUUUCAUCAAGUAGAGCAAGAAAGUUGAAAGUAGAUGUCGACGACUAUCUAAACAUUCAAAGCAGUGAAAAUAUUCUCCACGAGAGAUGGAUCCAACAAAACAGAAUUAAUACUGGUGGUCUCCUCCUCUGUGGACACCACAUGUUUAUUUGACUCUCAAACGUUCUAUAGAGCCGUAUCCUGUUUUAUUUUUAUUUUUAAUUUUAAUUUCUUCAAACUAAAUGCUGCUGUGUAUAGAGAUUUUUAUUUAGUUUUAAAAAAGUAGGUAUCAGAAUGUGAACAUUCCAAAGAUUGAUUUCCAUUUGCUGCCAUGUGGGAA